Messenger RNA from Ruditapes philippinarum (Manila clam), 2689 nucleotides. RefSeq lists its product as uncharacterized. Lineage: Eukaryota; Metazoa; Mollusca; Bivalvia; Venerida; Veneridae. The transcript is spliced from 2 exons. The record is from RefSeq and is a predicted model, not a curated record. The coding region runs from base 179 to 1540 and encodes 453 amino acids.
AAUAGUUAAAGUUCGUCACUAAGGAAGUUUCAGUUGUGAAAUUAAUAAACAAAGUAAAGAUUUUUUUUUCUGUAAACUUAAUCUUAUUUUUGAAAGCUUUAUAAAAUCUUACAACUAUCGCGUGUCUUUGUGAUACUUUUAAGAGUAUUAGUGAACAAGUUCUUAUGUAAUAUCAAUCAUGAAAGGAGUAUUUUCAUUUUUUGUCGUGGUUGCUCUUGCCUUGUUAAAUGGCAGACCAGCUAAUGCUAUACCGGUAAUAACUACUCUUUCAACAGCGGUCGAAGUUGUUUCAUUCGGAAUAGACGUUUACUCGUUUUUGAGUUCAAUAAUAGAAAAAGAAGGCGAAUAUCAAAGUACUCCGGCACCUUUCGAGUAUGACAGAAUAAUAAACAUGAUAUCGGAAAGAAUUGAGUCAUCGGAGGAAACUAUUGUAUUUAAAAUGGAACUUCAAGCAUACCUGUCAGAUUUACGUGACGUUGCCCUGACUGUCAAACAACUGCUUAUCGACAUGGAAGACAUGAUAAAAGCAAAAUCUAAAGAAAUCAGAGAGGAACAACAGAAAAGAUUUCGCAAAAACUAUGAGCUACAUAAAAUAAUGCUUUAUAAAAUAAAAAGUCUUCUCACUUUCAGAGUUCCCGUGUCGGGAAUUUCCAAUACUCUAUUAUAUCUUAUUGCAAAUGAAUUUGAAUGUGGGAUGACAAGUAUUGGUGAAUUCCAGAAUUACUAUAUGACACUUGUAUCUGAUGUUGUCGCACUAGACCUUUUAAAUGAAAGACUUGCAGAGAAGAGCCUUUAUAAUGAAACAUUAACAACUUGGAAAAAUGCAAUAACAUCUCUGUUUGAGGAUUUUGAAAAGCAGAAAGACACUUGCAAAGCGAAAUUCUUUGAAUUAGUUAAGAAAGAUUUCGAGAAAACAACUGAUCCUUUACAGAUGUUCGAAAGAAGCAAAACUAAAUAUUCCCAUAAAGCAAUCGAUGUUCUUUUUCUGAAGGGGGCUUAUUGUAUUUGGUAUCGGAAGAAAUAUGACAACAUCUUAAAAAGGAAACAAGACAAAACAAUGACCUUUGCAGUUAUAAAUUCCGAAGACAAUUUUGUUGCAGUACGUAACAAAGCACAGUAUUUGAAGGUAACAUUAAAAGCUAAAUUCGAUAAUUGCCUGGGAGACACUGACACAAUCCUUUCUUAUUUGGAUACUUUAGGAGACGAUUUGAUAUUAUGGCUUAUGUUUCCACAAGACAGAGCCGCCGAAUUUAAAAUUCUGCUUCACGAAAAUUCGACGGCGAUCAAGAUAAACUCUGCCAUAGAUGGUACCAACUACAUAACUGUCUUUUACGUGCGAGCUCUUGAAAAAGAUGCACAUUCUAAUUUCACUUCGACUGACUUCGAUACAGCCUUUUACGAAGAUUUACACGACGAAGAAGAAUCUGAUGGAAAUAAAAAAACGUACAAAUCCAUAUUAAUUAUAAUUGGCUCAAUCUGUUCAGCUCUUGCGAUCGCUUUUGCUUUCAUACGUUGGUUGCGAAAACGAUAUUUCAAAUAACACAUUCUAUUAUAAUUUAACUCUUAUUCUUAUAAGAUAACCAACCUGUAAAGAUCAAAGAUAUAUAGUUAUAACACAUUUUUACAAAGAAACACAAACAUAACUACAUAUACAUAUGACAAAAUGUUAAGUUGAAUGAGUCAUCGCACAAAACACUCGGACAUAGGAUAUCCAGCUACGAGUGACAUGUUACUAACAGUAAAGUCAAGUUUUUAUAGAAGAACUGGAAGAAAUAACGGGAUCUUUGGUAGGGUCAAGGGACAAGUAACAAACAAUACCCUUAUUAAGAUCAAUUCAUUCUUCAUUCAUAUUAUUUAUUAGAAUACGACGCAAUUGAACAAAUAAAAUACAAUUAAAUUCCUUGUCCUAUGGCAAGUACACAAAUUUAUUGUUACACCUCUCGUACCUGCGUAAUAAUUGAUUGUGGUAGCGUGGAGCAGAAGGAACGAUGGCACUGACCAAAGUCAAACCAACGAGAAAGAAUUCUAAAUGAUACAGUCUAUCUCAAGGCUAAUUAACGUUUCAACCACUUUUUUUGGUUAUAAUAUAAAAAACAACGAUUUCAUAAAAAUACUAGUAUAUUAGCAAAAUGAUAACGAAUUCUGACAAGACUGUAAGGUGAUCAAAGAGACUAUCCCCGACUAAGGACUAAAAUGGUCAUAAACAUCAAUGUCAAUCACAGAUAUGGAAUCAAAAAUUGCGGUUGAUGACGAAUUUUGCAACGAUCAUUUUGUCCCCCGAAACCGUUCCAGACGACAUUCUUCGAUAAAGGAUAUCCACCGGAAGUCGAUGUUUGCUGUCCCUUAUCAAACGCUUUCGUUAUGAACAACCGGAACAAUCCGAUUUCUGCCGAAGAUUCACGAUCAGAAGAGAUGAGAGUUGUCAAGUUACAUCUUCAGUAUAUAGAGUCGAUUCAUGAUUAUUUUCACAGACAGAAGCAAUUUGACGAGGUUGCAGAACAAUGGCAAAAUCUGGCAAAAGUUCUGGACAGAGUGUUUAUGAUUUUGUUUUAUUUUGUAUUUCAGUUCAGCACAACGGUAUUUAUGAUAGUGAAAGUGUCGGGGGACCACUGACUCUUAAACCAGUGUAAAAUUUAUGUACUUUUAUUGUGCAUUGUUUAAAGAUAUUCCGUGUGAGCAGUUCAUUAAA